AUGACAGCAGCGUCAGGCACGUCCUCACGUGCAUUACGCGCUGCUCGACGUAGAGAGGUGUUGCGGCUACACGAGCAGCAGCACGAGAAGCUGGUGGGGCGGGAGGAAAUAGCAGCACCUGUUGAGGCAGCGGCGGCUAAUGCAUCUGAGGCUGGGACGGAGACGGCGUGGGUGGCGAAACCAACGGCUGAUGGGGCACCGACAGGGGGCGCUGAGGCUAAGACAGGUGCGGCGGAGGCGGCGACAUUGGCAACGGCAUCAUCGGGGUUUGAGGCGGAGACGGAGUGGGCUGCUGGGACUGCCACUGCCUCUGGUGGCGACUCAGCUUCGCACGCUGCCGCGUUCCAGGCUGUGGUGCUGCGGAUUGUGGGGCGGGGACCGGCGGUUGAGCGGGAACAGACACCGGAGGCAGUGUUACCUGCGCCACGGGCACCGACAGGUGCUGAGACGGCUGCUGUGGCGGGAGAGGACGCGAGCCCAGCGGAGGGAGGCAUGGAGGCUGGCGUUCAGUCCGCCGAAACGCCUACUGCUACCGUGGGCGCAGACACGCUGGGGCACGGCCUGGGGGCGGGUGGUACAUUCGGUCGUGAGACCGGAGCCGCCGCGCAUGUCGCUCGCGGGAGGGGCGGGAGGAACUUUCGCGCCCAGCCAGCGCCGAGGCGGCCCGGAGAAGGGCUGGGACCUGGUGCCACGGGACCACUCCUGGGCUGGCUUCUGCAAGGGUAA
This is a messenger RNA of Closterium sp. Naga37s-1, 726 nucleotides long. NCBI's taxonomy places the organism in Eukaryota, Viridiplantae, Streptophyta, Zygnematophyceae, Desmidiales, Closteriaceae. The record is from the annotation of a GenBank genome assembly.